AUCGUUAAAAUCAAGUACACAGAGGAGAAAACAUGCUAAACAAAGACCGUUAAAAUAUAAUUGGCCAUGAAACGAGAUAAGGAGUUUUGUGUAACGGAUUGGUAGAGGAGUUUUAUGUGAUGCGUGGGUUAAGCAAGGGAUAUAACUUGUGGGAGUCUAUGCUUCUACUCAGCUGAACAGUGAAGGUGAUAUUCAUACAUUAAUCAAAGCUAAGUCAUGACAAAUAAGAAUAGUAAACUGGUAGAUACGUAGCAUUAGUAUAUUCUUGGAGUGUGUCUUUUAUUUGCAUGGUGAAUUACAAACAUUGGAAUCAAAUGACUUUCAACAGCAUACGCCAGUUUUUUUGUAAACCCAACAGAAUCUUCAAUACCGAAAGUUAUGUGAUUGUGAGGACCAAGAGAGUAUACAUUUUUAUAUUCCUGGUGGCUUUGCUUUUUGUGUUUAUUUCUACUAUGCAGCGACACCGUUUCCUCAUAUUUUACACGGAACAAACAUUGCAAAACAUCGACAUCAAUAUAAGCGUGUUCAACUUGAAUGAACCCGGAAGUACAAGGUUGAAUGGCGCUAGUCAAGCCUGGGUGAGAACAACGUUAUAUGAAAUAUUGGAUAAGUUCCAUCCACGGACCCUGGAUACAUGCCCCAACCAGUGUAACAAGACAGACAGUUUUUGUAAGGCUGUUACUUUUGAUGACUGGACAAAUCUGAUAAAUCAGUCGAAAAUAUCCUUCGUCCCUUUACUUGGAGACAAACAGUACAUUUAUGAUUUUGAGAGAGAAUUUUUGAGUUACCCGCCUUUGCAAGAUAAACGGGAAUUACCGGAUAUGACGUUGUCGAAAGUUUUUCUGCAAGUUGACAAGGACAAUGUGAGUCGUUGUAUCAUUAAUGACGUCAUUAAUGGUCGCGUGGAUUUAGUAGAUGGAUACGGAAAUCCAAGAAAAACAGGCGGUGAUGAAGUCCGGGUGUGGAUUGUGGAUACAGAAACUAAGAAUUAUCGGGCAGCUGGUCAGGUGACUGACAUGAAAAACGGAAGUUACCAGAUUUCUGUUCGAUGUUUGUGGCCAGGUGUGGUAAAGGUGUAUGUUGCUGUUGCCUACCCACGGGAAUACCUGAGGGUCACAAUGCUGCAGAGAAGAGUAGGUAACUCACGGCUGAUCGCAGGAAAAUUUAUGAACAAUGAAACAGAAGAGGUGACUGUAUGCUGGGGCCAGCCAGACGUACCAGGUAGACCGUGUCUCUGUAACCUCACAUCCACCAACAGACAUCCUUUUUACUGUGGCCGUCCUCUGGAUAAAAGGUUGAGUUGUGACAACUUCAAGGCCACAAUGUCUUUAUCUAAGAUUCAGCCAUCCAAUGUAACCCUGGAAGAAAUUGCUUUAAUCAAAUCUGUAGCAGUUCGUGACAUAAAAGUGAAUGCUCUACGAGUUAAUAUCAAAAUACUUGUUAACAACAAAGGCUCAUUGCCCCAACUUCCACCCUGUUAUAAGACGAGCCCAUCAGCUACCUGGGAAAUGACCAAACCAAAAGGCUACUGGUCACCUGGAGGAGUCUGGACAUCUCUGGUCUGUGACCAUUCCUACCUAACCCCAGGUCUGGCACUAGACUGUCUACGUGACACUAGUAUUUGGGUGUUCGGGGAUUCCAAUAGUCUUCGUCUGUAUUGGCCGCUUCAAGGCUGGACACAGUGCAGCACCACGGGGAAUGGAGCAUGGCCGCAGAAAGAGGUGUGCAAAAACAAAGUGAACAAUAUCACCUUGACAUUCACCCCACACGAAUACCCGCUUUAUCUCGGUCCUACUUGGACGAACAAACUUCCGUACGACGGUGUAGUCCAACAUAUAGACGCCAUGCCAUCAAAUGGUAAAAUCAUUGUCAUAUUCCAUUACUAUCUUCACGUUUUGACGUCCCAUUUGAGUUUUGCCGAGCUACGUCUUCGAUCUGUAACUGCAGCCUGCAAGCGACUUUUGGACAGAAACCCUGAUGCAACAAUAGCUUUCCGUGGUCCACACGUUGCUUCACUAGAUUGCGAAAUAAAUCACACAAUAAGUGGAGACAGCCUGGGAACAUUUUAUUUUAAAAUUAUUUUAAAUGUAUUUAAAGAUUUAAUGAACAGAAUAAUUUUUCUAGACGGUUGGGACAUGACAAUAGCUUUGGAAAACGCAUAUUUUCAUCCAACAGAUAACGUCCCAAAAUUUCAUAUCAAUUUUUUAUUGUCGUUUAUGUGUAACACCACUGGGUAUUUUAGACGAAGAUAGGAUUUUAAAUAUCUUACUGUACCAAACAGGAAUCUGUUACUAGAAAAUCCUUGUAAAUGUUUGUUUUAUAUAGUAGUGGCAAUAUGAAUAAUCUAAUGGUACAGUGAAGGUGUCUUUUUCUUUG
Messenger RNA from Physella acuta, 2376 nucleotides. RefSeq names its product NXPE family member 3-like. The record is from RefSeq and is a predicted model, not a curated record. NCBI's taxonomy places the organism in Eukaryota, Metazoa, Mollusca, Gastropoda, Physidae.